Messenger RNA from Gossypium raimondii (Peruvian cotton), 1667 nucleotides. RefSeq lists its product as uncharacterized. The transcript is spliced from 7 exons. The record is from RefSeq and is a predicted model, not a curated record. Gene Ontology annotation, cellular component: cytoplasm. Gene Ontology annotation, biological process: methylation. The coding region runs from base 110 to 1597 and encodes 495 amino acids. Gene Ontology annotation, molecular function: nucleic acid binding. Lineage: Eukaryota; Viridiplantae; Streptophyta; Magnoliopsida; Malvales; Malvaceae.
AAAGAGAAGGGUUUUUGGUAUGGGGGUUUUUGAAUUUGGAUCGUUAUUGGCCUGGCUGAAUUCUCCUUCUUCAAGCUUGCAAGAAAAGACUGUUCCCCAACAUUAAUCGAUGUGGUAUUUAUGUGUGUUUUACCACAGGCUGCUUGAUUACCGGAAACCCGAAGUCGAGUCCCUGGCUGACCUUUUCGGAGCUUUCGAAGACAAACGGCGCCCUGGUAACCGGGUUCUACAAUGGCGGCUACCUCAACACCAUCACCCCGACUCCCCUUUCUAUUUCGUCGACUUGCCUUCCGAGGACGUGGCCGAGAACGUCGCCAAUCGAAGUAUACUUGUGAAGGGAAUAUAUGAACUUUGGGGAGAAGGAGGUAGCUAUGAGGAGCUUGAAGAGGCUGUUAAAAGCUACCCUGAUGAACGAAAGUUGCCAUAUUUGGGGUCUGAAAGUACAUUUAAGAUUACCGUGGAUAGUUUUGGGAAGGUUAUGAGCCUUCUGGAGCAGAAUGAACGGAUUCGUGGGCUUUCAUAUAUUCCUUUCAAGGCAUGUAUUUGGAGGAUCCUUGGAGUUUGUAUCCUAUAUCAGGGUCGAGUUAAUUUAAAGAACCCCGAUCACAAUUUCUGGCUCAUGGAAACUGACGACACUGCAACUAAUAAUGGACUUCCACCGGUAGCACAAAGGAGAAUAUUCUUCGGUAGGGAAGUUGGUGGAGCAGAUAGGAAGCUUCUCCCCACGUAUCAGUUGAAAAGCCGAAAUUAUCUUGGACCGACAGCAAUGGAUGCGGAAAUGGCUUUCUUAAUGGCCAAUCAAGCGCAGGCUGCGCCUGGGAAACUUGUAUAUGACCCCUUUGUUGGCACGGGGAGCAUUCUGGUUUCAGCAGCUCACUUUGGAGCAAUGACAAUGGGUGCUGAUAUUGACAUCCGAGUGGUGCGUGAUGGGCGCGGCCCUGACUGUAAUGUUUGGAGCAACUUCAAACAGUACGGAUUGCCGAUGCCAAUUGCUUUGUUGAGGGCGGAUAACAACCUUCCUCCUUGGCGUCCUGGAUUAAAGGAGGUGUUUGAUGCAAUAAUUUGUGAUCCUCCAUAUGGAGUUCGAGCUGGUGGACGGAAAUCUGGAGGCCGGAAAUUGCUCAAGGGGGUUAUCGGCCCUUACACUGUUCCAGAUGACAAAAGGGCAGACCAUAUACCUUCAACUGCGCCUUACAGCUUAGCUGAGUGUGUGCAUGACUUGCUUGACCUUGCUGCUAGGAUGCUUGUAAUUGGUGGCAGGCUUGUAUUCUUUUAUCCCGUGUCGAGAGAAGAAGACUCGUGCGAAGAUCAUUUCCCCGAGCAUCCAUGUUUCGAGUUGGUUGCCACUUCAGAGCAGAUACUUAGCUCACGAUACAGUCGGGUUUUACUCACCAUGGUAAAGACGUCCUCGUACACCGAGGAACUCGCGUUGGCAGCAUGGAUGAAACAUCUGGAGUUUAAGGAGAAUCAUUCCAAGUGGUUGGAAGAAGGUAACAAUCUUCACUCUUCUGUUUUCAGUCCAGCAGAUGUUCAUCACUCUGGUGAUUCAAAACUGAGCAAAGAAUCAAAGCCCAAAUAUAGAGGGAAAUACGUGUAAUAUCUUUGCUGUUGUUUUAGGGGGAUAUAUUUAUUCUAAAACGAAAAUAAGGUAAAAUUCUGAUUUUCAA